Thyridium curvatum is the source of this 945-nucleotide messenger RNA. RefSeq lists its product as uncharacterized. The transcript is spliced from 3 exons. The record is from RefSeq and is a predicted model, not a curated record. Bases 1 to 945 code for a protein of 314 amino acids. Lineage: Eukaryota; Fungi; Ascomycota; Sordariomycetes; Thyridiales; Thyridiaceae.
AUGGCGAGAAUUGUAGCGAUCUCCGUGAUAACUCUAGCCUGCUGCCUCGGAACAGACGCCGCUCGCCGAUGCGGGCAGGGUGGCACGGCGACUACAUUUAACUGGCGCAUCGGUGAUGGGCGAUACGACGGGCCCGAUCCAGCAAAGAAGGACGGCUUGUCGACGAUAGCUUUCAGCAUCACCCCGAGUUAUGCAUUAUUUGAAUGCGUCGCCCAAUGGCCGGAAGCGUGGGCGGGCUGGUAUGAAGGUGGUCAGGAGAUCAUCUGGAGCGACUGUAUUUGGACCGGCAAUGCCGGUACAACUGACACGACAAUAUCCUUUGCCCUGGAUUGGAAGAAGCAAAUGAUGUAUGUCUCGCAUACAUAUGCCUGCUCGGACAAACAAGGGACAUCCGGUUUAGCUCUCGGACAAGUCGAAAUAAAAAUGGACUGCAACAAGACCGAGGACAGCUGCAUACUGCAACCGAAGCCCGUCACAUUCAAGACAACGGCUCAACCUGCCCGACUGGCCGCGGACGCCGAAUGCGCUGAAAACUCCAAGCGGUAUCAAUCGUGGGAGCUGGACGACUGGCUGCGGAAUUUUGAGAUGGGGCCCGGGUCUGAGGCUCCCGGGGUUGAGAACGCGCCUACGAAUGAUACUGGACCGUCCUUUACAUUGAAGAGUAUAGCAAACGCGGAUCAGCUCAAAUGCGCGCCCACCGGGAAAGAGAAUGGCACAUUUGUCGGCACUUGCAAGCCUGCCAGCGGUGAUUCUGGAACGACAGCCGAGUUCCAGUUCGAUCCAGACCUGGACAUGCUCACUGUGACUCAAACAUGGAACUGUGGCAGUUCAUCACCCUUCAACGCUACAGGGAUUGGCUAUGUUCAGGCUGGAUGUGAUCGCCACGGCAAGCAAUACACCUGCACGAUGGACUAUCCUGUCUGGAUUGGGGGAAAGCCAGCAUAG